CCUGGAUACAAAAAGAACGUCCCAAAAAUCUCCGCGCAACAUGCCUAUCAUGCUCCCCUACCUUCCGUUGGGGACUGCGCAGAUUGUAAGCGCGCCGCAGCAGCAAUACGGGCAGGUUUAUACGCAUCAGUACGAUCGGCGACGAGGGCAGGACGCAGAGCAGGCAGAGCAGGCGAAGCGGUGGCAUUUACCGAGGAUUGGACUGGAACCUGUGAGGCUGCUCGGGGGUGGUGUGUACUCGCGAAGACACAAAGAACUUCUGGAAGCACAGAAAAGAGCCCGCGAAGCCGAAGCGGCGCAAGCUCAGCGAAAAAUCAUGCGGCUAGCGAGGGAGGCCAGUCAACGGCAGAGGGCACUCGACAACGCACUCCGAGAACGAGACCUCGCCAACCAGCGUUGGAAAGAAUCAAAAGAGCUGCGCCGGAUACAAGAACAAGCCGCCCACCCUUCACUGCCACCAUGGCGUCUCGGCGCUUGUGCCGCCGUCGCGUCCGAUACGCGGGCCCCAGGACGCGAGAAAAGUUACUCUCAGCGCACGAUAUCGAGUGCACGCUCGCAUCAACAUGCGGCGGCCGUGUCGUCGGAAGGACUGCAUUUUGCGGACGGGCCGCCGACGGGAUAUAGCACGGGCUUCAAUCCCGUGAGAAGAGACUAUGCGGAGUCGGACUAUACGAGUACACGGUCUUCCAGCGCGGCUGCGCCUGUGAUUCCGAGGAGGACGCUUGGAGAUGCUUAUCUGAGCUACCCAACGACGCAUAACGGCCGCAACCUGCGCGCUGUCAAGGGCUACUCCGUGGAGAUUCAUGACAAGCGGAAUGAUGUAGCUGAGGUAAUGUCCGCGCCAUCUGCGUCCCGACAAGGCUCUGCCAGAAGCAGAGCCAACAACGAACAAGGCAGCAUCGUUUCUCUUCCAGCCACAGCCGGCACCAUAAGCGACGUCGCAGCACCGAUAGACGCCGCAACGGCUUCAUCAGCGCCGACAUCCUCAGAAAGCGAGGGUGGGUCAGCAGCUAAGAUAAUUGACCUGUUCCCUGCGGUUGAAGGGUCGGUCGAGGCGCUCGGGCUGCCUGAUGAGUUAAUACAUGGAGACAGCUCGAGAGAGACGUGGAUCCAGUCUGCGAAGACUCAAAGUGAGGGCUCGAUGCAUUUGCGGCCGAUGAGCCCGUCGAAAGCGGACAAGCAGUCGGCGGUAGGAGUUCCGCUGGAGUGGGCUGCGAGCACGAACACAGAUAUCGACUCGGGGCUGUCCCGAGCUGUUUCGACGGCGGAAAAGGGAAAGGAGGAGUCGUCGGCCGCACCUAGCGGGCCUACUUCGCCGGGGGAUGUGCCACCGAGUACCACUCAAACAGCUUCGGCAACGCCACGGACGUCACAUAGCCGUGCAAGACCACCUUCGGGGCGAGUCAGACCGUCCGCGAUGAGUUCCCGCCCGACCUCAGGAGCGAGACCGCAAAGUGCAAAGAGCAUCAAGUUCGCAGAGACGGCGGAGAUAAUGGGCGGAGAGGACGAUUACGGGAGGGGUGCAACGGUGGACGAAGAUGAACCCAGGUCGCGCAUUACGACAGCUCAUGGUCGAGAUAAGAAGGACGGUAAUAGUAAGGAAAGUGCGGCGUUGGGAGAUUUCGAGAAUCACAACAGAUCAACGGGCGCAAUCGCACGAUCGAGUUCGUCCAGUCACUCCCUGGACCUGUAUCCGGAUCCCCAUCUUCCACAACCUCGACCACACCCCAACGCAACCACGAAUCAACCCAGCAAACCGCGGGUCAAACAGUCGGUUGGUAAGCCAGGCAGCCUGCCAGAAACGAUUCUGCGUGCAUUACAGGAUGACCCAGAGCGCAUUGUGCCGCACGCCAUCAAGGAGAUGCUGAGGCAGGAUGCGCUUGCGGCGCAGUUGCUGAGGUCCGGUCAGUCGAAUGGAUCUCAGGCGUCGGCGGAACGAACUGAGGCAUCAAAGGCAGGCUCGGCAUCUACGGUACCUUCGCGGAUUCCGCGGUUUCGGAGCGCUCCGCCUGGCAAACGAAGUAAACUUGUCCCUCAUAGGAUACCCGUGUCGUCCGACAAGAUGUUGAAGACUUGGAAAGUACGAGAUCAACAAGGCUCGACCGAGAUCUAUAUGUACGCGGGUAAAGACACCCGGAGUGAAACAGGCCUGGACAAGCCCCGUUUCGGGAAAAUCCAACUACAUGAGGCCCGCACAACCGAAAAGAUUAGCGGUAACAUCCCGCGCACUUUGAGCUCGGCGGUCCCCGCCGUCGGAGGUAGUCGGGACAACUUAGGCGACGCCAGUAGACAUUCGACAUCACUGCGCGCCCAAGAGGAUCAUUUGCUGCAGAGUAUUGAGGAUAUCGAUAGGGCACUGAAGCCGAAAUUGACGCAACUGAUCUUGAGUAGGGUGUUCUUUUGAAACAAGAACGUUUUGGGGGACUGGAUCUCGAGAUUUCGUUCAACCUCUGGCUUUUACAUAUCAUCCUAAAAUUGUACAUAGUGGAGAAUACGCAUUUUCUGG
Fimicolochytrium jonesii is the source of this 2506-nucleotide messenger RNA. RefSeq lists its product as uncharacterized. The record is from RefSeq and is a predicted model, not a curated record. The transcript has 6 exons. Bases 41 to 2404 code for a protein of 787 amino acids. NCBI's taxonomy places the organism in Eukaryota, Fungi, Chytridiomycota, Chytridiomycetes, Spizellomycetales, Powellomycetaceae.